AUGGAGCGUUUCCGCAACAUGCUCCAGUCCCAAGGCUUGGGCGGCCUGGGCAGCCAGCCCGGAACGGACAACACCCAGCUUAUCGACAACUCCGAGACGGUCUACAUCUCAUCCCUUGCCCUCUUGAAGAUGCUGCGACACGGCCGCGCAGGUGUUCCUAUGGAAGUCAUGGGCCUGAUGCUUGGAGAGUUCGUCGACGACUUCACGGUGCGCGUGGUGGAUGUUUUCGCCAUGCCUCAGAGCGGUACCGGUGUUAGUGUAGAGGCUGUUGACCCUGUCUUCCAAAUGAAGAUGAUGGACAUGUUGAGACAAACCGGAAGACCCGAAGCCGUCGUUGGCUGGUACCAUUCCCAUCCCGGUUUCGGCUGCUGGCUCUCGUCAGUCGAUAUCAACACUCAACAGUCCUUCGAGCAGCUGACCCCUCGAGCCGUCGCCGUCGUCGUCGAUCCCAUCCAAUCCGUCAAGGGCAAGGUCGUAAUCGACGCCUUCCGCCUCAUUAACCCCCAGUCUCUUAUGCUCGGCCAGGAGCCGAGACAGAGCACAAGUAACCUGGGUCACCUCAACAAGCCCUCGAUCCAAGCCCUUAUCCACGGCCUGAACAGACAUUACUACUCGAUCGGCAUCAACUACCGCAAGACGGCGCUGGAGGAGAACAUGUUGAUGAACCUGCACAAGCACGUUUGGACCGAGGCGUUGGAGAUGGACGACUUCAGACUCGAGGGCGACUGCAACAAGGAGCGUUUGGAGCGUCUUGUCAGCCUUGCCGAGGGCUACGAGAAGCGCGUCAAGGAGGAGACGGAGCUCACAAAGGACCAGCUCAAGACCCGCUACGUGGGCAAGCUGGACCCCAAGAAGCACUUGGAGGACGUCGGCCAGCAGCUGAUCGAGGACAACAUCGUUUCCGUCUCGAGACAGAUGAUCGACAAGGAGGCGACCAUGCCCAAAAAGGACGGACCGGCGGGUGCCAAGGGCCAAUCAAACGGCGAUUCAAUGGACGUAGAGGAGGAGUUGUGA
Messenger RNA from Colletotrichum karsti, 1014 nucleotides. RefSeq names its product Mov34/MPN/PAD-1 family protein. Gene Ontology annotation, molecular function: metallopeptidase activity; proteasome binding; protein binding. The transcript is spliced from 3 exons. Gene Ontology annotation, biological process: proteasome-mediated ubiquitin-dependent protein catabolic process; protein deubiquitination. Gene Ontology annotation, cellular component: proteasome regulatory particle, lid subcomplex. The coding region runs from base 1 to 1014 and encodes 337 amino acids. The record is from RefSeq and is a predicted model, not a curated record. NCBI's taxonomy places the organism in Eukaryota, Fungi, Ascomycota, Sordariomycetes, Glomerellales, Glomerellaceae.